Lates calcarifer (barramundi perch) is the source of this 5819-nucleotide messenger RNA. Its product is annotated as lactase/phlorizin hydrolase. Gene Ontology annotation, biological process: carbohydrate metabolic process. The record is from RefSeq and is a predicted model, not a curated record. Gene Ontology annotation, molecular function: hydrolase activity, hydrolyzing O-glycosyl compounds. NCBI's taxonomy places the organism in Eukaryota, Metazoa, Chordata, Actinopteri, Centropomidae.
AUGACCAACGAACAGGUGAAAAGCCUGAAUGGAAAACCACCUGGAGGGACAUUACUGGAUGCCUUUGACUGCAGUCACCCCAUACCUCCUGGCUCUAGACAGUACUUUGAGUACCUCCACAGCAGAGGGGUGACCCACUUCAAAGUGCCGCUAUCAUGGGCUCAACUUCUACCUACAGGCCUCCCCAGCCAGCCUCAACGAGCUGUGGUUACCUGUUACCAGACCCUGCUGGGACAGCUGCUGGAGGUGGGCCUUCAGCCUCUGGUUGUUCUUCAUGGCUCCACUGUACCAGAGGUUCUGAGAUCAAAGUAUGGAGGCUGGGAGAACCAGGGGCUGGUGGACAUGUUUCAGCAGUAUGCAGAGUUUGUGUUUGAGGAGUUUGGAGAGCUGGGAGACUCCUGGGUGACCCUGAGUGGCUUGGAUGAGCUGAAGGGUGCUGAGCUGCAAAAUGCUCUUGAUGCACACACCACAGUCUAUCGACCGUUACCACCAGCUGUUUCCUGGGAGAGUCCUAUGCCAAGAAUAUUUGUUGGAUUUCUCCUCAAGUAUUCCCAUCUAAAUUCAUUUUCAACACAUUUUUCUCUUUAUCUUAUACAACCACAUCAAAGCGAUGACACCAACAAAAGAAAUGAACCUCUAACAUCAUCAUGUUCCAUGACCUACUACAAAACUUGGAGCAAUUUUGCCACCAUGACCUCAUCUGAGCGAGAUGCUUUCCUGAAUGACUCCUUCCCUGCUGACUUCCAGUGGGCCACCUCCAGUGAGUCUUUUAAGGUUGAAGGUGGCUGGUCAGAGGGUGGGAAGGGAGAGACCAUUUGGGACCACUUUGGUCACCAAGGCCUGGCCUUUGAGAAUCAGACAGCUGAUCUGGCUUGUGACAGUUUCCACAAGGUGGAUUAUGAUGUCUACCUCCUGCGAGGUCUUCAUGUCAACACGUAUCAGUUUUCCAUCUCUUGGGCCCGUAUUUUCCCCUCUGGCCACCGAGGCAGCCAAUCAGAGAAAGGAGCUCUCUACUAUGACAAGCUAAUCAACGCUCUCAUUGAAUCUGGCAUACAACCUGUUGCCACUCUCUACCACUGGGAUCUGCCUCAGGCACUGCAGAACUAUGGUGGAUGGACAAACACCUCCAUUGUUGAAGCGUUCAAGGAUUACGCAGACUUCUGUUUCUCCAGGUUUGGAGACAGGGUCAAGACCUGGAACACAUUCAGUAGCCCCUGGGUGGUGAGCCAUGCUGGCUAUGGCACUGGUGAGCAUGCCCCUGGCAUAAAGGAUUAUGUGGUUGCCUCCUAUCAGGUCACUCACAAUAUGCUCAAGUCCCAUGCUGAGGCCUGGCAUGUCUACAAUGACAAGUACAGGAUGAAACAAGGAGGGAAAGUGGGCAUUGCAUUGAACUCUGACUGGGCUGAGCCCAUGAACGCCUCCAGACCUGAAGACAUAGCAGCUGCAGAUCGCUACUUGCAGUUCAUGCUGGGCUGGUUUGCACACCCCAUAUUUGUAGAUGGAGAUUAUCCUGCAACACUAAAGACUCAGAUUGAAGAGAAAAGAAGAGUGUGUCCCUCCUCUGAGCCUGCAAGACUUCCAGUUUUCACUCCUGAAGAGAGAAAGAGGAUACAUGGAACAGCUGACUUUUUAGGAUUAAACCACUACACUUCCCGGCUGGUGAGCAACAGUAAUGGUGGAUGCACCCCUGGUCCUCAGGGGGUUGGUGACUUCCAGACACAUGUGGACCCAUCGUGGUCCUCUACAGCUUCAGACUGGAUAUAUUCAGCACCAUGGGGUCUCCGAAGGCUUCUUAAUUACAUUUCUACAGAAUACUUGAAUGUUAGCAAAGUGCCUAUCCACAUAACUGGGAACGGGAUGCCUACUGAGUACAGUGGGAACACUCUCAGUGACACCAGCAGAAUAGAGUACAUGAGGAGUUACAUCAAUGAGGCUCUGAAAGCUAUACAUUGGGAUGGGGUAAAUGUGCAGCGGUAUACUGUCCAGUCACUCAUGGAUGGUUUUGAGGGUCCACAAGGCUACAAUGAACGAUUUGGGCUCCACCAUGUCAACUUUGAUUUGCCUGACAGACCCAGAACUCCAAAGCAGUCUGCCUACUUUUACUCUCAGGUUAUUGAAAAGAAUGGCUUUGCUUCCAAAAACCAGGUCAUUUAUGCACCAGAACUGAAAAACAUGAAGUCAAAUAAAGUUCCCCCGAUGCCACCUUCAACCGUCCCAUCACAAGCCAAGGAUGUCUGGAGGAAAUUUUCAUCGCAAACCAAUUUUCAGAGAAAACUCUACCACUAUGGUACCUUCCCACAAGGCUUCAGCUGGGGAGUAUCAUCGUCAGCUUAUCAGAUUGAAGGUGGCUGGAAUGCAGAUGGGAAAGGGCCCAGUGUCUGGGAUACAUUCACCCAGAAACCUGGCAGUAUUCCUGGGAACCCCAAUGGAAAUGUGGCCUGUGACAGCUACCAUAGACUUGAUGAAGAUUUCUACAUGCUGCGAGCUCUGAGGGUGAAGUCAUACCGAUUCUCUCUGUCCUGGUCCAGGAUCUUUCCUGAUGGUCGACGCUCCUCUCUGAACCAGAAAGGUGUUGACUACUACAAUCGUCUCAUUGAUGGCCUCGUAGCACAUAACAUUACCCCCAUGGUGACACUCUAUCAUUGGGACCUCCCUCAAGCUUUGCAGAACCUCAGUGGAUGGGACAAUGUAGACAUGAUUGACAUUUUUAAUGACUUUUGUGACUUCUGCUUUGCCACUUUUGGAGACAGAGUGAAAUUUUGGAUGACCUUCAACCAGCCUCAAACAAUUGCAUGGUCAGGAUAUGGACUUGGACAGAUUCCACCAAAUAUUAAAAAUCCAGGAAUUGCACCAUACAGAGUUGCACACAACCUGAUAAAAGCUCACGCCAAGGCCUACCACACAUAUGAUGAUAAGUAUCGCAAAGCUCAAGGUGGCUUAGUAUCCAUUGCCCUCAAUGCUGAUUGGAUUGAACCUAAAGAUGUUAAUGUUCCCAGAGAAGUGAUGGCUGCUGACCGUGCUCUGCAGUUCCAAUUGGGCUGGUUUGCACACCCUAUUUUCAAGAAUGGUGACUAUCCAGAUGCAAUGAAGUGGCAAGUUGGAAACAAAAGUGAACUGCAAGGUCUUUCAGAAUCAAGACUACCUUCCUUCACUGAAGAAGAAAAGAGCUUUAUCAAGGGAACUGCUGACAUGUUCGGUGUAAAUCAUUACACUACAAAGAUAGUGAGCCAUGUUACAGCUCAGCUUACCCCACAAUCUUAUCAAUAUGACAAAGAUUUGUCAGAAGCAGAGGAAGGUGAUUCCCCAACUACUGCGAUCAGUAACCAGAGAGCUGUCGCAUGGGGCCUGAGAAGACUCCUCAACUGGAUCAAAGUAGAGUACGGAGAUCCAGAGAUUUACAUUACUGAGAAUGGAGUAGCGACAGACACUAAGACCACAGUUGACGACACAGACAGAGUAUUUUACUACAAAACGUAUGUUGAUGAGGCUUUAAAAGCUCAUAAUCUUGAUGGUGUGAAGGUGAAAGGAUACACAGCAACAUCUCUUAUGGAUUCAUUUGAGUGGCUUAAUGGAUACAAAGUUGGAUUUGGGCUGCAUCAUGUGGACUUUGCCAAUCCAAACCGACCAAGAACACCCAAACGCUCAGCGCACUAUUAUUACCAGGUCAUGAGGGACAAUGGCUUCCCAUUACCAGAUGAUGAGAAGACGCUUUAUGGACAGUUCCCUAAAACCUUUAAGUGGAGCACUGCCAGUGCUGCUUACCAGAUUGAAGGAAGUUGGAGAGCCCAUGGAAAGGGUUUGAGUAUCUGGGACAAGUUUGCCCAUACUCCUCUCAGAGUCUCCAACAGUGACAACGCUGAUAUUGCCUGUGAUAGUUACAAUAAGAUUGACAAGGAUGUGGAGGUGCUGAAGAGGUUGAAGGUAUCCCACUACCGCUUCUCCGUAUCGUGGCCCAGGGUGCUUCCCGAUGGCACCAACAACCACAUCAAUGAAGCUGGGCUGAACUACUACCAUAGGUUACUAGAUGCCUUGGAGGCUGCUAAUAUUCAACCACAGGUCACCCUAUACCACUGGGACCUUCCCCUGGCUCUACAGAAAGUGGGAGGCUGGGAGAAUGAAACCAUUGUACACAGGUUUAGAGAUUAUGCCGAUGUUUUAUUCAGCCGACUUGGAAGUAGAGUGAAGUUCUGGAUCACUCUAAAUGAACCCUACAUUGUAGCCAACCUUGGUUACGGAUAUGGUACUUUUGCGCCAGGCAUUGUGGGUAAGCAGUAUAUUGCAGCUCACAACCUGAUCAAGGCCCAUGCUGAAGCUUGGCACCUCUACAAUGACAAGUACCGUGCAACACAGGGUGGCCUCAUCUCCAUUACCAUUAAUUCGGAUUGGGUGGAGCCGCGGAGCCCAUACAAGCAGGAGGACGUGGAUGCAGCCAAGCGCUACCUGCAGUUCUUCAUUGGCUGGUUUGCCCAUCCCAUCUUCAAUGGUGAUUAUCCUCACUUAAUGAAAACAAUCAUUCGCAAAAGAAGCCUUGCUGCAGGUCUCCCUAAGUCACGCCUUCCGGAGUUUACUCCUGAGGAAAUCAAGAGGAUCAAUGGGACUCACGAUUACUUUGGCUUCAACCAUUACACCACGGUUCUUUCAUUCCCUGUUGAUUUGGGAAAUCAGCAGGAUUAUGAAGGUGACAGGGGAACUGGAACCACACAUGACCGCACCUGGAUUGAAUCUGGCUCCUUCUGGCUGAAGAUCACUCCCUUUGGAUUCAGGAAAAUCCUCAAGUUCAUCAAGGAUGAAUACGGAAAUCCACCUGUAUAUGUCACAGAGAAUGGGAUCUCAGAAAGAGGAGCAGUGGACUUGAAUGACAUCCACAGAACACACUAUUAUGAGAACUACAUUAACCAGGCCCUGAAAGCCCAUGUUUUGGAUGGAGUCGACCUGAGAGGCUACACAGCCUGGUCAUUGAUGGACAACUUUGAGUGGGCUGCUGGCUACUCGGAGCGAUUUGGGCUUUUCUUUGUGAACCGUUCCAACCCCACGCUUCCUCGCAUCCCAAAAAACUCAGCCUCUCGCUACGCCUCCAUCAUCACCUGCAAUGGCUUCCCAGAUCCAGCCCUUGGGCCCCAUGAGUGUUUGAACCCUGAACCAGAAGCUACAAGCACACCUAUUGUGACUACUGCCCCAGUUCUGCCUCUGAACAUGGUGGACUUCUUGGGUCUGGAGCUUUCACCACAAGAUGCUGAAGUAGCGCUUUACGUCAUCUUUGCAUUUCUUCUCACAAGCGUACUCGGGAUUGUCUUUGUUGUGUAUCGGCUCUUGAAUACAAAAAAGAAGUUAAAGAGAGCAGCUGUGGAAUCUGUUAAGAUGGAGAGAAUGUGAGCAAAGUUUUGGAGAUCUCCUUUAAUAAAAGUGAAGUGUGAUAUAUCAGUUUUUGGCUGCUUGACCAGGUCCAGAUCAGGGUCCAGAUAUGCACCUGGGUUGCUGAUAAAUGCAUGGUUGCCUAACUGAAAGACCACAUAUGUGACAAAAAUAAAAAAGAAAGUGAAAAUCAGUAUGGUAUUCCUUACAAAAACUCCUCAGAAUGAAAGUCGCCCACUAUGUAAGCUACAUACAUGUUACAAUAAUGAAUGAGUGUGGUUAUAAUGCUUUAAAGUCAAUAUUUGCAGUCACUCCAUUCCUCAUUUCAUUACAGCAGUUUCUGUUGUUGCAGCUUCACUGUUUCCAAUAUUUAUUUUGUGAAGUGAUGACUGUGCCUGUGCUGAUUUCAGAUGCUUGUGUCAGUAUCAAUAAAUGACCUCUGGAUGGCGCCAUUAAAUCAUUUUCUA